This is a messenger RNA of Salmo salar (Atlantic salmon), 2234 nucleotides long. RefSeq lists its product as uncharacterized. The record is from RefSeq and is a predicted model, not a curated record. Gene Ontology annotation, cellular component: respiratory chain complex I; mitochondrion. Lineage: Eukaryota; Metazoa; Chordata; Actinopteri; Salmoniformes; Salmonidae. Gene Ontology annotation, biological process: mitochondrial ATP synthesis coupled electron transport.
UCCGCCCAAAUGCGCGUACCUGGGGAGAAGGUCACGGAGCAAUAUAAUUAUUGUGUUUCCCCACGGAAAAUACAAGACGGAGCACCAAAAUGGCGGCCUCCUUACUUCGGCUAGGACGACUGGGGUCUCUCAAGGUUCUCCAGAAAGAGAGCUGGGGCCUUUUGAGGAGCUCCUCUGCCGCGGCAUUCUGCACCAAGGCUGGGGAGCCAAAGAAAGAUGUUAAAAAGGCAACGGCUACAAAGGCCUCAGAAGAGAGGGCUGCACCACAAGCCUACAACACCACGGUUGCCUUCCCCGUUAAGCUUUCAUCCUCAGGACUUUCCCCAGCACAGGCUCUAGGUGAAAUUGAAUCAGUGGCUAGCCCCGUCACUGCUGAAACAAUAGUAGCCGCAGCUGCAGAACCAGCUACCUUUUCCACUUCUGCAAGCCAUGCUGACACUAUGCCUGCUGAAACUGCUGUGGCUGAAGAAACCGCUAGUCCUGCUGUAGAUGUGGCCGCUCCAGUCAUAGAGGUGGCUAAGUCUGCCCCUGCUUCUGAGAGUGUUGCAGAGAUCACAUCCCUUGUCACAGAGGAGGCUGCAGCACCAGAAACACCAGUUGUAGAAUCCACUACACCAGUUGCCAAGGCCGCAGUAGUCGCUGACGCUGUUGCAGAGGCUGCUCCAGUUGCUGAGGCUGUUGCCAGUGAAGCCGCCCCAGUUGAAGCAGUCGCGGCAGAGGCUCCUUCAGUUGCGGAGGCUGUCGCCGAACCUGCUCCAGUCGCUGACAUUGCUGCUCCCAUCGUCGAUUCUGCUCAACCUGUAAUCGACGCCGCCACUGAAGUCACGGAUGCCGCUCCCCCAGUUGCUGAUUCUGUCGUUGCUGCAAGUGAUGAAGCUCCCGCGCCAGAAGACAUUCCAGUUUCAGCCUCUGCCGAUCCACCUGUUGUUGAUGCUGCAGCCUCCACUGAACCUGGAGCCCCAGCCGUUGAAUCCUCAUCUAGUGAUUCUGACUCCUCCGACUCUGACACCGACUCUGAUGAUGAGAUGCCCGAAUUGAAAUCAAAGGCAAAACCAGGAAUCCUAGCAGAAAAAAAGAAAAACGCAGAAAAGGAAGUAGUGGCUUUGGCCAGCGACGCUGAGGUGGCAGUGCCGUCUGAUGCCAUCCUUGUGGCCACUGCUAAAGCUGUGCAAGAAGCUACACCUGCAGCGACUCUGAACGCCGUUCCUGAAACUGUCAAGGAAGAAGCACCAGAAGUUGUAGCCGACGCCGCACCAGAAGUUGUAGCCGACGCCGCACCAGAAGUUGUAGCCGACGCCGCACCAGAAGUUGUAGCCGACGCCGCACCAGAAGUUGUAGCCGACGCCGCACCAGAAGUCACCAAAGAAGUUCAAGCGGCCGCUCCAGAAGCUGCAAGUGCUGAGCUGGUUGACCCCACCUCUGUCCUGGAAGCAGCCACUGCAAAAGCUACCCUGGAGGUUGGCCCUGAAAGUGCCCCUGCUCCAAGUUUUGAGGAGCUAGUAGACUCUGCCCCUGAGAUCGCUAGUGUACCCAAAGAGAUUUUUGCAGAAGCUGCUCCAGAGGUUGAAGUGACGCCUCCAGAAGUCACAGCUACACUAGAAGUCACUCCAAAAGUUGUACCGGAAGCGGCAGAAGAAGCAUCUGAAGCUGCCCCUGUAGAAAUUGCUGCUGAAACCCCUGUUGAACCUACAGCGGAAGAUGCACCGGCUGUUGCUAAAGCUGCCCCAGCUGAAGCCGCAGCAGAGGUGCUGGUAGACAUCGCCCCUGUAGUGGCUGAAGCUGCAGGAGAGGAGCUGAUAGACAACGCUUCUGUAGUGGCUGUAGUCGCAGGAGAGGAGCUGAUUGCAGAGGCCCUGGCUGAGGCAGAACCGAAUGAGACAUCAGAGGAGGCGGCAGCUGCACCUCCAGAGCCAGCCCCCGAGCCUUUCGACAACAGCACUUACAAGAACCUCCAGCACCACAACUACAACCAUUACACCUUCGCAGACCUGGACCUGGAGAUGGCCAAGUACCGUCUGCCCCAGCCCUCCUCCGGUAGACCCUCCCCCAGGCACUGAGACAGCCAGGAACCCAGGCCCCAUGUCUCCAGACAGCAUGUCCCUGAUACCGCUGACCACCCCAUGUCUUUUUUUGUUGUUGAAUAAUAGUGAUUUUGCCUUGUACUUUAUGAUCCCUAAGAUGUGCUUGUAAUUCUGUUUAUAAGAAAUCUAUUAUAUUAAACUACACAAAAGGGA